Molecule: messenger RNA, 561 nt
Organism: Vespula pensylvanica (western yellowjacket)
Lineage: Eukaryota; Metazoa; Arthropoda; Insecta; Hymenoptera; Vespidae
Product: U6 snRNA-associated Sm-like protein LSm6
Exons: 3
Coding region: 156-395 (79 amino acids)
Biological process (GO): maturation of SSU-rRNA; mRNA splicing, via spliceosome
Cellular component (GO): nucleolus; U6 snRNP; sno(s)RNA-containing ribonucleoprotein complex
Molecular function (GO): RNA binding
Source: RefSeq, a predicted model, not a curated record
UGGCAACGCUACGAUGGAACGUUGUGUGCAUGAUUUCUAUGUACGUUUGCAGUUAUUCUUACGGAAAGUGUGUGUGGCCAGUCUAAAUGUUUUAACGUUCAAACAUUCUACUCUCAAAAAUUGAGUAAAAAGUUUAAUGCUAUAUUUGAAUAGUCAUGAGUCGUAAAGAAGCUUUAUCGCAAUUUAUUCAACAAAUUCAUGGCAGACCUGUAGUUGUUAAAUUAAAUAGUGGCGUCGAUUACAGAGGUGUAUUAGCUUGUCUCGAUGGCUACAUGAAUAUAGCAUUAGAACAAACGGAGGAAUAUGUUAAUGGACAAUUAAAGGACAAGUAUGGUGAUGCUUUUAUACGUGGUAAUAAUGUAUUAUAUAUCAGUACACAAAAGCGUAGAACAUAGCUAUGAAAUAAAACAAUUUAUUUAAUAAUUAUACUUUUUUAUAAUGAACAUAAAUGAAAUCAAUUUUUAUGUUAGUAUUAGACAAGUAAUAACAUAAAUGUAUGAUAUUAAUUUCUUUUAUGUAAGGAAUAAAGUUAAAAAAUAAAUUAUUAAGGGAUAUCAUAAA